GCUUUGCCCAUGGUUCAUGAUGAUGCUGCAGGAUCUUCGGCUGGUUCGCAGAAGUGGAGAUUCCAAUCGUUUCGGUCCGUCUAUUCGGACCUGAAAAGGCUUUGGUGGCCUUGUGGUUCUGUGCCCGCAGAUGAAGAAGCGCCGGCCGACAACACAGAGGCUUCUGCCAAGUGGCGCUGUUGCCCUCGACGUUUUCAACAGACAGGUGAGGAGGAGACGGCAAGCCAUGCAAGCCCAGGACCUUCGCCGCGGCCGCAUGGCAAGAGUCGAGGAUUUUUCACCACUUCGAACAGCUUUUGCAGCGCACCCUCCACUGCUUCUGCUGUUGGCGGGGACGAUUUGCUACCUCAGCCACAAUUCAAUCCAGAAGAAUUUCUUCGACAUGAAUGUCAAUCAGAUCUGGUAGACAGGUUCCUACAAGAUUAUCGCAAGUUGGCUGCAUAUGAGGCUGCCACAAGCGCAUCCGUUCGCGCGGAGGAGGGUGUGCUUCCGCGGGAGGUGACGGUGCAGUCGUUUCCGAGUCAAUCGCCCUCUCGGUCGGAGUCUGGGAUGCUGCAUCGAUUUCAGUCCGUCGAGGUGUCCGCAGACGAUGGCGAGGAGCCCGAGUCACCGUCUACCUUUGUACAGGGGCAGGCGACCGAGCACACGGCAUCGGUGUCAGAAGAAGCAGCUGAAGCAACUGUCAUGGAGGCAAGCCCGUCGCCAGUAUCAAGGAUGGACGAAGGCAACAGUGUCGCGAGCCUGCGAACACCGCGGGCAGAGGCCUCUGCAGAGCCCGAGGUGCCCGCUGAGUCAAAUCCGGAGAGGACGACUUCCCUGCCCGUCCAAAGCGACGAGUCUCCAAGGACGGCAUCAAAGGAACCUCUGAGUGACAGCUCACAAAGCCCUGAGCUAUCACAGCCGAAAGCGAACAGAGGGUCAGCAAGCAAGCCCUCCAGCCUGCGCAUGAAAUCGGAGCCUCUCAGACCACUGCUGGAAGUGGAAGAGCAAGGCUCCGGCGCUUUGAUCUCCCCGGUGACGAUUUCAACCAUUCAGUCGAUCCCGUCACCCAAAGCGAAGCAGAAGCACCUCGUCUUCAUGGUCGACGGAGAGGAGCUUCAGAUCCUCGGCGUCGACACCCGGGAGUCCAACGUCCCUCCCGAGGAGAGCCCAAGCCGGAACCGGCCAGCGGCGGGUGCUGGGCCACUGCCUCCACCCGAGGAGAUGCCACGUGAGAGCGGUACGGCCCACGAGUCGGAUUGUGAGAAGGAUGUCGUGAUCCCAGUGGAGGAGAGAGCUCAGGACGACGACACGAGACUGCAUCCCACCACGAAGAGGUGCUCACCUCCAGAGAAGCACUGUGUCGAGGACUCUCUUCCGGACCCUCGCUGCAGGCAUCUUAUCCAGGGUGAUGAAGAGGCGCUAGCUGCUCUGGAGGUGGCGUCUUGGCCCCCAUCCAAGAUGAGAGUCGUGAAGGAUCCAGAUCCUGUCCAUGAUGGCUCCUCGCCGACCUAUCAGGACGUCACCCCAUUGCCAUCACCUCCGGCUGCUCCCGCCACACCGCUGGCGGUGACGCCUUUGCCCGCGCCCGUCACGCCUAUCACGCCAAUCACGCCUGUCACGGCUGCAAGCCCCGGUCCGUCAAGGAGCAGGAUUGCUGGAGCUGCGGCAGCCGCAGCGCGUGCCGCGGCGGGAGCGCGACAAGCCAUGGCUGUUGCAAGCCGAGUGUCCACAGCAACAGGAGGAGCUGCGUUGGCGACCUUGGUGAGCCCGGAGGUGUCAGGAGGGACGGACCGCAGGAAUUCGGUGUUCAGUGGACGGUUCAUGCCGCUGUCGCUGUGGGCACAAGCAGAGAGUGAAGGUGCCACACCGCCAGUUUCGGGUCCCGGUUCCCCUGAUCAGGCCAAGGACGACGAGUACAAGAUCGGUGAUGUGGAGGCUAUGGACAAGCCGGAUGCAGGUGCAAUUGUAGCAUUCCCGCACGUCCUCGCAGCUCAGAGUGACAUGAUUGCAGGCGAGAUGGCUCUUGAGACGAUGCGAAUUCCUUGGGCAGUUCCUUGGGCCAUGCCUGGGUCCAUGUCUGCUCAGAUUGGAGAUCAAGCCCGCGGUCUCCAAGUCUUCGCUGCCGACCCCACCGAUGGCCCCUGCGGAACAGAGAGCAUCUGCAAGGGGCGCGUCGGCGGAGAGCUCAACUUUUUGCCCAAUCAUGCCUGUGAUCAGUUGGAGAUGGAUGCACUCAUGACCUUGUGGGCACAUGCAGAGUUUAGCUUCACAAAAGAUACGUCUGCUGAAGUUAUGAAUGUCGAGCGUGGGAGGUUGGUUUCAGGCUCCACGGAGUCAUCGCCGCAGAUCAAGAAGGAGUGGACUUCUCCGUAUAGUCCCUGCACUCCGGUCAGGGGUCGAGGCAGCGCACCAUCGUCAGCGACACCAUGUAGUCCAUUGUCUCCGUCAAGCGUGUCAGAAUCUAAUGGACACGACCAAAGCCCUGUGCGGUUUGAUGUCCCGAAAGUGACGCAGUCUUUGUCGCAGUCUUCCUAUCCGACAUGCACGCGCACACACACCGAGGUUGCUGAUGAGACGGAGGUUCUGGAGGACAUUCUGAUGCCAGCUCCAUUCGCAGAUCACGAGGAACGGGUUUCGACUGUUCCAAGCACUGCGACUGAAAAGCAGGAAGCCUGGCGCGAAUUGCCAUGGACUUCCGAGGUGCGCCAGGAUGCAAGGGCACCACGAGAAGGUGCGGAAGAAUCCAGGCAUGCAAAAGUCGAGCCCGGCGUUCCCUGCAGUGGCAACGAGACCUCUUCGCAUGUUUCGAUGAUGCAACAAUCGCAAGUUGCAGCAGACGAUGAAGCCCAUGUCGAACUUUCAGUCGCUGUUGUCCCACCAAAGUCCGGUCUUGAGGAGGACCGGUGCCCCAGGCAUGAUGCUUUUGGUGAACAUGACGUGGGCCCUUCAAUCGUGGAGGUUGCAUGCCAAGAGGAUCUGCCAGGCCCGAACCCAUCAUUCGAGGACAAUCUUGCAGAUGAAGCCGCUGCCAGCACAGCAUCCACUUGUGUUGCUGCUGAAGGAGGAAAGCCGAGAUGCACCGCGCGGGACGACAAGCUGGAGUUGGCACCUCCAACUCAAGAGCCGGGAAGAAAAGAUUCCGAGUGGCUGCCAGAAGAGGUUCAAGCUGACAAGGACUUUCGCUGUUAUUUCCUCAAAGCCUUAAUCUGGCUUGAUGCAGGCAACAAGCACCUCGUGAUGACAGCGGGCAGCGUAUGCUCCUCUGACCCGGAUGCAUUAUCAACAACACCUGGUCCCCUUGACGAUCAUGAUCUCGAUUGGCCAUUCGCACGAAUGUGCUAUGAAGGACCUGACGCCGGGAAAUUGUACAUACACCAACGCCUUCGGCGGCAGCUGCCUGAAAUGACGUUGUGUUGCCCGAGUACCUACAAGGAUGAGGUGGACUGCCUGCGACUUCAGGUAGGACUUGAUGUCGAACCUGCCCCUCUGCUGCACCUGGUGAUCUUCUGCGUCGUGCCUGUGGUGUUUUGUUGCGCUCCGUGCAAGGCCUGCUGA
Molecule: messenger RNA, 3537 nt
Organism: Symbiodinium necroappetens
Lineage: Eukaryota; Dinophyceae; Suessiales; Symbiodiniaceae
Source: the annotation of a GenBank genome assembly